AAUUGCGAAAUUUGGUUGUUGGUGUCCGAGAGCGGCGAGAAGUCGUAGCGCGGGAAGCAGCGCAAGAAGGAAACUCUGACAGGGAACAGGUUGGGAGGUGCUUUGUACACCACAAAACUUGAAAAAUAAGAAGGAACGUGUGAGGUUACUGUAUUCCAGUCAAUACCUGGUAGAGUCGCGGUAAGAAGGCUGCAUUUCCGACUUGUCGAAAAUGAAAGACGAAAUGUCUCUUCUUGAAUAUGGAGAGGCUACAAUGGAAGUCAAGAGCUGCAUGGUUCCCUGUAAGCUGAAGCUCAGUGAACAAGGCAUUGCCUUCCGAAACCUCAAGACUGGUAAAGCCGAGACUCUCGCUCCAUCUGACAUUGCUGUUGUAAACUGGCAGAGGCUGUCAAGUGGCUAUGGCAUCAGAAUUUUCACAAGUAAUGGAAAUCUUCAUAGAUUUGGAGGUUUCAAAGAUUCAGAACAGUCACGUCUGGAGAAGUUUUUCAAGAACACCCUGAACAAAACAAUGACUGAGAAAGAAUUUAGUGUCAAAGGUUGGAAUUAUGGAGCAGCCAAAUUUGAAGGAUCUGUUUUAUCAUUUGAAGUCAGCAACUUGACAUCAUUUGAAAUUCCUUUACAUAAUGUGUCUAGCUGCACCACUGGCAAGAACGAAGUUACCUUAGAGUUCCAUCAGCCUGAUGAAGCACCAACCAACCUGAUGGAGAUGAGAUUCCAUAUACCCACUAGUGAACUGGCAGGAGAAGAUCCUGUUGAGGCGUUCCAGCAGAAAGUAUCUGAGAAAGCUUCCAUACUCACCGCUACUGGCGAGUCACUUGUUACCUUCCAAGAACUGCAUUGUCUCACUCCUCGUGGUCGUUACGACAUCAAAUGCUACCCAACCUUCUUGCAACUGCAUGGCAAAUCCUUCAACUUCAACAUACCUGUGGAGUCAGUGUUGCGGCUUUUCUUACUGCCUCACAUGGACGGUCGACAUCAUUUCUUUGUUGUGUCAUUGGAUCCUCCAAUCAAGCAAGGGCAGACCCGCUACCCUUACCUCAUCAUGAUGUUUUCUGGGGACGACGAGGACGAAAUAGAGCUCCCUUUGUCUGAGGAGGAAUUGAAGGAAAAGUUUGACGGCCGGCUGGAGAAGGAGAUGAAGGGUCCACAGUUUGAGCUCGUGAGUCGUCUCUUCAAGGGCCUCUGUGGCAGGAAGAUCGUCACUCCUGGAUCCUUCUUGGGGCAUUCAGGGAACCCAUGCGUAGGGUGCUCAUAUAAGGCGGCAGCAGGCCACCUGUACCCCCUAGAGCGAGGCUUCUUCUACUGCUACAAGCCACCCAUACACAUCCGCUUCGAGGAGAUCACGUCUGUCAACUUCGCGCGCUCCGGCUCCACAACGCGCUCAUUUGAUUUUGAGGUCGAAGUUAAAAACUCCGGAACACACACGUUCAGCAGCAUAGAAAAGGGCGAGUAUGACAGACUUUUUGAUUACGUCAAAAGUAAAAACCUACGAAUCAAGAACCGAGGCAAAAUGGAUGGAGCACGUCACGGCGACGACGAUUACCUCAACUCGGACGAUGAGCCCGACCAUUACAUGAACCGUGUGAAGGCGGACGCUGCCAAAUACGGUGACGAUGACGACGACGAUGAGGACGAGGAGAGCACAGACGAGGACUUCGCGCCUGGCGAGGAAGGCAGCGACGUGGCUGAAGAGUUUGACAGCGAUGCGCCCGACUCCAGCGAUGAUGGCUCAAAUGCUUCCGGUGGUGAAGAUGGAGAGAAAAAAGAAAAAAAGCCGAAGAAAGCAAAAACUGUGAGCGAAAAGCCGCGCAAGAAGCGCCAAAAGAAGGACCGCGACGACAACAAGCCUAAGCGCCCUCAGUCAGCGUACUUCUUGUGGCUCAACGCUCACCGCGAGGAAAUAAAACGCAAGAAUCCUGGCAUUUCCAUCACGGAUUUGUCGAAGAAAGCUGGCGAAAUGUGGAGGGAGCUUAGCGAUAAGAAAGAGUGGGAGGAGAAGGCUGCUGAAGCGAAAUCGGACUACGACGAAGCCAUGAAAGAGUACAAGGCAUCGGGAGGUGGCAAGAGCAGUGGUGGCUCUGACAAGAAAUCUAAACGAAACGUCAGCUCUAGUAGUUCUCCUAGCAAGGCCGGCAGUGGCGGAGGCUUCAAGUCCAAGGAAUACAUAGAGUCGGAAGAAAGCUCUGAUUCUGGAGAAGACGAAGCAAAAAGUAAGAAGAAGACGAAAAAAUCGAGUGAAGUCAAAAAGGAAUCUGAGGCUGAAGAAGAGUCAUCCAAUGCCAGUGAUGAGGACAUGUCGGAAUAAGUUUAUCUAUCUGUUCACAGGCUACAGUUUUAGCCGGAGCUAGUUGUUGCCAGCUAGUUGUUGAAUAGUUGUAUACCAGUUGCCUGUGAGGAUGCCUUUUCGAGAAACUAUAUAAAGAUUCAUUCCGACCCUUGUGGCUUUUACAGUUAUUGGAGCCGUUUUCUUUCUAGUAAAAUAUGAUUCUGACUUUGAAGUAUAUUGCUUUAGUUGUGCGAGGCAUUUAUUUUAAUUUUUACUUCAAUCAUCACAAUAUUCUGAAAAGAAGCUCGGAUUUGUUUGUAAUCUCUUUUCUUCAAGAAAAGGCUUGUGUGGUUUAUGAGAGCUAUGCAGUCAUAUCCCAUUGUACGUAUUUCGGAAUCUCCAUCAAUCUUUCAAACUUAUUUUUACUUCGUUGCUUGAAUUAUGGAAAGCCUCUUGUUUGGUGCCACAUCCGCAGUAAUAGUUGAAGCCUCGAUACUUUUUUCCAUUUUUUUAAUUUGUUUUGUGUCCUAGUUUGAAGGAGGCAUUGUGACCAUAAAUGGUAGUAAAUCUCUUUAAUGAUAA
Molecule: messenger RNA, 2848 nt
Organism: Hyalella azteca
Lineage: Eukaryota; Metazoa; Arthropoda; Malacostraca; Amphipoda; Hyalellidae
Gene: Ssrp
Product: FACT complex subunit Ssrp1
Exons: 12
Coding region: 212-2305 (697 amino acids)
Cellular component (GO): FACT complex; nucleus
Molecular function (GO): nucleosome binding; DNA binding; histone binding
Source: RefSeq, a predicted model, not a curated record